UACGCAGGUGGCAGAGUAUAUCACUCAGCAAGUGACCUAGAAAGUUUCAAGACUCAAGAAACGACAUCGUUAGGGAAACUGCGAUAGCUCCCAGUGAAUUAGGAUUAGGGUUUGGGUGUGAGAGAGAGAGAGAAUGGGAGGUAAGGGACAGAGACGGAGAGAGAAGAACUACAAGGCGGCGCACGGUGGCUACAGCGGCCUCCCUCCACCACCUGUUCUUUCCCAACUCGAUGCCUUGCCGUCAAAACUCCGCCAACUCAUCUCUAUCACUCGGCACCAAAACGGUGCUACUGCCGCCUCAGAACUCAAGAAAAAAGAUGAUGGGCAUGCCCAAAAUGUGGAUACUAGUGGACAAUUGAAGGCAACUCAACAUUCUGAAAAUGGUCAUGAACAGCUUAUUCCAAGUAGUGCAAAUGAUAAGAAAAAGAAAAAAAGAAAGAGAAAAGAAGUUAAAGAUCUCAGGUUUCUAGCGGAAAUGGAUAAAACGAGAUCCCAGUUAAAAAAAAAGGAGCGUAAGAAAAAGUAUUUGGAAUCAAAAAAGAAGAAGCACAAAAAGAUCAAUGAAGAAGAUGAAUUGGACUUUCCUGGACAUGAAAAGAUAAAAUUUGGAGAUGUAGUACAAGCCCCACCAAAGUUAGCUGCCAUUCCAAGGGCAUUCAAGAAUACUCAAGAUGCUUAUCAGGAGAGACUGAGACUCCAGGCUAUUGAGGCAUACCGGAGUCGCAACAGAUGGUCAUCAAGGCCAGGAAGUCACCUUCCACCUCUUGCGCCUACAUCGGACCCUUGAACCCUUGAACCAUUUGCUGCAUGUUGUCAAACAUACUCUGCUUAGAGUCUUUUCAAGCUGCAGAUAAUGCAUUGCCUGAAUAAAGAAGACAACAUCCUGGUUCUUUCAUUUUUCUUCAUACGAGAUGAGUUUUUUCUUCAUUCAGAGCCAGAGGCAAUUUGUCAUUAGUUAUAUUAUGAUCCAUGAAAAGCCAAUAACUGAUAGGAUAGCUAACUUUUGUUAAAAUUUAAAGGAUAAUAUUUUCUUGGAAUGAGGUUACUGUUUAAAUGAUUUAUGUUCUUUAA
Messenger RNA from Lotus japonicus, 1071 nucleotides. RefSeq lists its product as uncharacterized. The record is from RefSeq and is a predicted model, not a curated record. Lineage: Eukaryota; Viridiplantae; Streptophyta; Magnoliopsida; Fabales; Fabaceae. The coding region runs from base 134 to 787 and encodes 217 amino acids. The transcript has 5 exons.